Loa loa (African eye worm) is the source of this 480-nucleotide messenger RNA. RefSeq lists its product as hypothetical. Bases 1 to 480 code for a protein of 159 amino acids. The record is from RefSeq and is a predicted model, not a curated record. Lineage: Eukaryota; Metazoa; Nematoda; Chromadorea; Rhabditida; Onchocercidae. The transcript has 2 exons.
AUGAUUGAUUAUCGGCCUAAUCAGAAUGGAAUACAUUACAAAUGUAUGUCUCCAUACAUACAUGCAUGUACAUGCGUGCACUCAAACGCAGUAGCAACAGUAACAAUUAAUCGACGACGGCAGUUGCAUGCAGCAUGCAUUUCUGCAUCCCUUAAUUGUCUCCUGGAUUACACCACGAAACCAUUGCUUAUUGAAUUCGAAAGUUGUGCAAGAAGGCAAACAGUUGUUCAACACCACCUCCAUCCCAUCCCCAUUCCUUCCUUAUCUCCGGUAACUGCUGCAACCGAUAUUCCUGGCACAGCAAGCACCAUACGAACCCUUCCUCUACGUUUUUGCUGCCGCCUCUCAGCCUCCUCGUGUAUUCCAUUCGACCCGGACGGUAAUAAACAAUUUUUUCUAAUGAAUUCGAGUUCGAAAGUUCAACAUCACUCACAGUCCUCUACACGUCUGUACCCCUUCUCUUUAUUCCUGACCAAUUAA